CUUUGGUCGAGGAGGCCUGAGGGACGGACGGGCCAGCUUGGUGCACCAGGAGGCCGAGCCCAGUGGCCCCGAGAGAGUGAGGGCAAUGGAGACCAACGUGCCGAAGCGGAAGGAGCCUGGAAAAUCCCUCCGCAUCAAAGUCAUCUCCAUGGGCAACGCCGAAGUGGGGAAAAGCUGUAUUAUAAAGCGGUACUGUGAGAAAAGAUUUGUGUCCAAAUACCUUGCAACAAUUGGAAUUGACUACGGAGUCACAAAAGUGCAAGUCAGAGACAGAGAAAUCAAAGUCAACAUCUUUGAUAUGGCUGGCCAUCCCUUCUUCUAUGAGGUCCGCAAUGAAUUCUACAAGGACACGCAGGGCGUGAUACUGGUCUAUGAUGUUGGGCAGAAAGACUCAUUCGAUGCUCUUGAUGCAUGGCUGGCAGAAAUGAAGCAGGAGCUUGGGCCUCAUGGAAACAUGGACAAUAUUAUAUUUGUGGUGUGUGCCAACAAGAUCGACUGCACCAAGCACCGCAGUGUAGAUGAAAGCGAAGGGCGUCUCUGGGCCGAAAGUAAAGGCUUCCUGUAUUUUGAAACUUCAGCACAAACUGGAGAAGGCAUCAACGAGAUGUUCCAGACAUUUUAUGUAUCCAUAGUUGACUUAUGUGAAAAUGGUGGGAAGCGUCCAACCCCAAACAUCAGUGCUAGUUUCACCAAAGAACAAGCAGACACAAUCCGCAGAAUCCGCAGCAGCAAGGACAGCUGGGACAUGCUGGGAGUCAAACCCGGGGCGUCAAGGGAAGAAGUCAAUAAGGCCUACCGGAAGCUUGCUGUGCUGCUCCACCCUGACAAAUGCAUGGCACCGGGGAGUGAAGAUGCCUUCAAAGCGGUGGUGAAUGCCCGGACAGCUCUUCUGAAAAACAUCAAGUAGGAGACUGAGGAAGACAGUGCUUAGUGCACCUCCAGGUGAAAAGCCCGCAUGGAGUUUUCCUUCACGAAAUCUCGCUGCUCUGUUCUCUCAUGUGCCGUCAUUUGUAGCUCAGUAAUGCAGGUGCCUUUUACCAUCUUGCAGGCAUUUACAACAAGAGGACCUGCCUUUGCGUGAGGCG
Perognathus longimembris pacificus (Pacific pocket mouse) is the source of this 1085-nucleotide messenger RNA. RefSeq names its product DnaJ heat shock protein family (Hsp40) member C27 (gene Dnajc27). The record is from RefSeq and is a predicted model, not a curated record. Bases 86 to 907 code for a protein of 273 amino acids. Gene Ontology annotation, molecular function: GTP binding; GTPase activity. The transcript is spliced from 7 exons. Lineage: Eukaryota; Metazoa; Chordata; Mammalia; Rodentia; Heteromyidae.